CCGUCCGCACGUGUACCGCUCCAGCCUCCCGUGCCACGCGCUCUACUCCACCGCAAGAGCAACUCCCAAGUCACUCUUCAACAAGGGAGAGGGUUUAACACAACUCCUCAAGGAAGACUCGAAGAUCCUUAAACUACUUGAAAAUCAUCCAUUUCUUGGAGAUUCAGACCUUCAACGACUCUUCAAGUUCUCCCUGCUCCUCAAGACGGCAGAGUUCCUUAGGACAUAGAUAUUAUCAGUCUUACAGCCCUUGCGGAGUAUUUGAGUCCUCGUCAAGACCCCCUGAGGUUUGAGGUCUUAAGUCUCAGUUGCUUUGGCCGUUACAAGACUCCUGAAGAGCCUCAAGUCCUCGGCUUCGUCUUUCAAGCUGCCGAAGACUCACAAGUUCGAAGACUCGCCAGCGAUGACUGUCCCCAGGAGGUCCACCAUUCUUCUUCUGGCAUUCCCUCUCAUUCUUCUGUGGACACUUCCAAUCACAGCUCACAGGGUGAUGAAAGGCGGCUGUCUUAACUACGGCCAUUCCUGCCUCGGAGCACACGGCAAGAGGGCAUCCAUGCCGGCGUUGCCACGCCCACUCCUUGACAUCAUCAUGGACGCCCUCAACACGCCCGAACACAUUAACAAUAUGUACCCAUACGCCGUCAUCAACUCCUUAUCGGAUCAAAGGUCUGGGGUUCCUGCGAGGCGUUUCUUGUCACCUGCCGGAAAUCAGCUCGGUGACGAGGGAGUCGACCUGAGGCUGGGUGGGGUUGUGGGUGACGACGACCUGGAGGGCGUAGCCACCCGCGUCAAGGGUGACAGUUUGGGCAGCACAGGCAGCCAGGACCAGGACGCCAUGCUUUACUACGGAUCCAUCGAUGACGAUUACUCCGACGCCCGCUACAAGAGGCAAGUCUUCUCCUACAAAAGCCCUGUUGUGGCCACCUCGGCUGCCUCACGGGUAUUCCAUUCCACUGACAGCCAGGACUGGAAACGCAUUCACCUGCAAAAGGAACAGAAGCAGCAGGAAGAGCAGCAGCAACAAGAAAAUCAGCAUGAAGAGCAGCAAGGAACGCGGGAGUAUGUUCCUCAACGCACUCUUGCGUCCCAGGCCGUAAGUACAGAACUGGUGGAGGCGGUGAGUUGGUAGCUUGAGGACCAUUGACAACCAGGCUUCUAGUUCAUGCUUCCAGCCAUCACCUUAUCUCCAUCUGUUUGCCAAGCACUCUCAUCGUUAUUUAUGAUUUAUGUUCUCUUAAUCAUUAAAAAUUAUAUAUUUAAUAUUAAAAACAAAAUUUAUAUCCAGCUUACAUUGUUGGUAUAUAACAAAAGUUGGCUUAUAUAAAAUCAUCAUUGACAGACUUGGUGGUAGACAUUAUUGAUAAGACUUUAUAUAGUCUUAAAAACUUGCUAAGUUCACAUGUAACAAAGUUUGGAACACCUGUAAUAAAGGUAAAUGCAGCA
Molecule: messenger RNA, 1443 nt
Organism: Procambarus clarkii (red swamp crayfish)
Lineage: Eukaryota; Metazoa; Arthropoda; Malacostraca; Decapoda; Cambaridae
Source: RefSeq, a predicted model, not a curated record